AGCUAUGCUUCAGCUCCAGUAGCAGCAGCAGGCGCAUGAUGGCAGUAGCUUUUGCGGCCCAUCUUGAAGGCAGGCCCACAGCAAGGGUGAGGCUCAAGGUGCUGCAUUCGGUGAGUCUUGUAGUGGAACAGCUCAGCUAGCAGUCCGAAAGUGGAUCAGAGAGCAGCUUAGACAAAGCCCUGCUUCAAUCGCUCCUAUCAACCGGCUAGCGUCACCACUUCAAGGCCUCUUUGUCUAUCUUUUGAAGGCAACAUUCAUUCAAGGGCAUACAGCCUUCUGCUAAGGUUUGAUUACCCAGCGAGUACGAUUGACUUGGGGGACCGUAAUUUGUUCCACCAGCACUCCGUGAGAACCAUGUGCUGAGAUCUCCACGCAAUAUCCUGACUUGGUGGCAAGAUGGCCAGUGGGGACAAGCAGGACCCUUUCUCGGCGGCCACGGCGCAGCUAACGUUCCACAAUUUUCUGGAGAAGAUGCGCCACCCCAGCGCCGUCGACCUGGUGCGCGCCAUCAAAGGGUUCAUCGUGUCAUUCCAGGCCAGUGCGCCUGACCCCGACAAGGACAGCGCCGCCGUGCAGCAGUUCCUGGCGCAGACUGAGGCCACGUUCCGGGCGCAUCCCCUGUGGGCGGGUGCCACUGAGGAGGAGCUCGAGAGUGCGGGCGAGGGCUUGGAGAAGUAUCUGCUGACCAAGGUGUUUGCGCGCGCGUUUGGCCCCAUCCCCGCGGACGCCGCCACAGACCGCCUGCUGGCCGAGCGCAUGGCCGCGCUGCAGCAGUUUCUGCGGCCCGAGCACCUCGACAUCCCCGCCAGCUUUGGCAACGAGCCCUCCUGGCUGCUGGCGCAAAAGGAGCUGGGCAAGUUGGGCGCAUACAAGGCCCCUCGCGACAAGCUGGUGUGCAUUCUCAACUGCUGCCGCGUCAUCAACAACCUGCUGCUCAACAUGGCCAUGGCCGCGCAGGGGGAUCCCCCUGGAGCAGACGACUUCCUGCCGGUUCUCAUCUAUGUCGUCAUCAAGGCCAACCCCCCCGCGCUGCACAGCAACCUGCAGUUCAUCCAGCGCUACCGCGCCGCGUCGCGCCUUGUGGCCGAGUCCGCCUACUUUUUCACCAACGCCGUCUCGGCAGCCGCCUUCAUCGAGCACCUCAACCCCUCCUCCCUCUCCAUCGACCCCGCUGAAUUCGAAUCCAAGAUGCAGCAAGCGCUCGCGCAGAUCCCCCCAAAUAUUUCCGACGGGACUCCCCCCCAAGCACGCAAGGCCAGCACUCCCCCCGGAAAGGCAGGCGACCUGCCCCCCCGUCACAAUCGUUCGCACUCCGAGGGGGACACUAGCCCGCGGAUAGCGACGCAGCCUGGCAUGAGCAACAGCGGGUCUUCGCCAAUGCUGGUGACGGCUGAUGCUGCGGCAGGGGGUUUGGCGGCACGCGCGCCGGCGCCUCCCCCCAGCCCCGGGUUGACCGUGUCCCCGGCCGACAGCGCCUCUGCGCCGCUGACGCAGCCAGGGGACUCCCUGGCGCAGCUCGAGGCGCGCGGCGCGGCCGCAGUUGUCAGCGCUGCGGAGAGCGGACAGCUGGCGCGCGACUACCGGUUCCUGUACACGUCAGUGGGCGAUCUGCGGGUGGGCGACGUGGACGCCCUGCUGACCGAGUACAAGGAGCUGGUGCUCAAGUACGAGGCCCUUGCACGGGGCUUGCAGGAGCGUAACGCGGGGCUGGCGCGGCAGCUGGGCGUUACAGCGGCCGAAAGCGGUGGUCCAGGACAGUCGGAAAGCGAGUCGGGGGCGGGGAAAGGAGACUCGUUGAAAACUGCGGCUACUGGCAACGGGCCGGCCGGUGGGUUCAAUGAGGGGAAAGCUUUGGAGGCAGUAGACGGGAUGCCGGGAGGAAAUGGGACCGGCGCCGAUGAGUCGUCAGGGGAUAAGGAGGCGACGUUGGCACAGGAGGGGACUGGAUUGGCGCGAGGAGAGGUGCAAGGAGAGGCGUCGGCGCCUCAAGAAGCGGGCAGUCACGCGGGAGGCGCAGGACAGGCAGGGAGCCAGCCAGAGGCAGGAGUUGCGAAAAGUGGUGAGGAAAAGUCUGAAAGUGAAACGGCUGAGCAGCACAACCAUCGUUCGGAAGUACAUCGAGGACAGGGGCAUGAUAUGGACAGAGAAGAGAAAAGCGAAGCACAGGGAAGCCGCGCAGACUCGGAACCCUUUGCGGAAGCAGGCGACGGUGAGGCCUCGAGAAGAGCGGAGAUCGAAAGUGAUAGGCAAGCACGCCGCAAAGCGGAAGGACAAGAAAGUGGAGGCGGGCAGCCUUCGGAUGACAUGGGCGAGCACGCACCGGAAGCCGCUAGGAGCACAGGUGUUUCAGCGGGGCUAGUGACUUCUUCGGACGAAAGUCUAGCGGCGGUGAAGGGAGUCGAUGAGCAGAGUUAACAAGCCGCUAGCCGCUAAGCUGCUCCCGGAAGAUGGCUAUGCAUGUGCAACUGAAGAAAGUUGCAGAUGAGGACGGACUCCAGAACUUGGAAGAGGACAUGCCCCAGCAUACAUGAAGAGAUUUGCGCAGGUUCUUACUCGGAGGCCUUGCAAUGCGCUGAUUCGAUUGAAGCGCAGCAAUUGACUGCUGGCAGGGCAACUUCUAAACGGACUCAGAGUCCGGUCAAGCACGAAACAAAUUGGACCUGAUUGACAUGCUUGCGCGAAGUACAUCUGAGGCACGCAUGUCUUAUACUUUGAGACUGGG
Klebsormidium nitens is the source of this 2722-nucleotide messenger RNA. The record is from the annotation of a GenBank genome assembly. Lineage: Eukaryota; Viridiplantae; Streptophyta; Klebsormidiophyceae; Klebsormidiales; Klebsormidiaceae.